Messenger RNA from Solanum dulcamara, 1280 nucleotides. Its product is annotated as F-box protein SKIP19-like. Gene Ontology annotation, molecular function: protein binding. The record is from RefSeq and is a predicted model, not a curated record. The transcript has 2 exons. NCBI's taxonomy places the organism in Eukaryota, Viridiplantae, Streptophyta, Magnoliopsida, Solanales, Solanaceae. The coding region runs from base 155 to 1027 and encodes 290 amino acids.
UUAAUUUGCUCCACCCUUAUUUUAAACCAAACCAUCCAAACAAGGUGUAAAGGGGCAACGGCUCCUUUGUUUUCUGCUACUUCAAAAGCAUCCACUCAUAUCCAAUUUCUUCUUCACAGCCCCCAGUUUCCAACUCAAACCCUAGAACAAUACAAUGAACAGAAAGGGAAAAGUAAAAGGUAAAAGCAACAGCCGGCCUGUGGUGAAAAAGCCGCCAUGGGUGGAACUUCCCGAAGGUAUAUGGACGAAUAUACUACACAGGCUUGGUGCUGUAGAGAUACUGGAGACAGCUGAGAAAGUGUGCAGUAAGUGGAGGCGAGUGUGUAAGGAUCCUUCAAUGUGGCGAGUCAUUGACAUGUGGAACCUUGGAGACCUCUCUGAAAUGGAUUACGACUUAGAGGUAAUGUGCCGACAUGCUGUUGAUCGCAGCCAAGGUGAAGUCGUUGAUAUCAAUUUGCAGUACUUUGCCACUGGUGAGUUGCUUGAGUACAUAGCUGAAAGAUCAGGAAAACUGAAAAGACUUAGCAUUGCAUGUUGCUAUGGUAUGGUAUGUGAGAGCUUGGUUGAAGUAGUUCAAAAGCUCCCAUUGUUAGAGGAGCUGAGUUUGACACACACAGACAUCACGAUAGAAGGCAUUGAAGCUCUUGGACGCUCUUGCCCACGGUUGAAGUCGUUUGAACUAAAUAACUCAUUGUAUAUGGGAUCAGGUGAUUACUUUGAUAACGAAGAUGUAAGAAAUGAAGAGGCUCUAGCUAUUGCUAAAAACCUUCCUACCUUGCACCACCUUCAACUCAUUGGAAACAGGAUGACAAUUAAAGGCGUCGAGGCUAUUCUUAAUAAUUGUCCUCAUCUUGUAUCACUUGACUUACGGCUGUGCAAAUAUGUUAUCCUCAACAAAGUCUUGAGUAAUAGAAUUUCUGGGCAGAUUAAAGAUCUGAAGCAUCCUCAUGACUUGCUCGCAGAUCUUGAAUUUUCGUUUGAGGCUCGUGGGGAGGAUGAUGAAGUUCAGAUGGCUGAUGAUUACUGACUACUAGUGGCCGCGUUUCUAGCAUUAGCCUCAUUUCUGAAGUCGCAAACACUUUGGGUCAUUGGAUUAUGAGCAGUUCUUCAGAUGUCCGCGGUGAUAAGUAAUAUUAGGAAUAUUUUCUGUUAUGAUCCCUCCUCUUCUUGAAUUGAUGUUUUUGUUAAAGAUUUCCUUGGGACUAAGAUCCUAAAGAAAUCAAGAUGUAAUGACUAUGUAGUGUUAUUAUCGGAGAAUCAUAGUAGCUCAGUUGGUUGAC